Echinococcus granulosus is the source of this 297-nucleotide messenger RNA. RefSeq lists its product as hypothetical. The transcript is spliced from 2 exons. NCBI's taxonomy places the organism in Eukaryota, Metazoa, Platyhelminthes, Cestoda, Cyclophyllidea, Taeniidae. The record is from RefSeq and is a predicted model, not a curated record. The coding region runs from base 1 to 297 and encodes 98 amino acids.
AUGGUAUCAUAUGUGAGCAUAACGAACGCCUGUCAACUCAACAAAAAAGAAUUUAGUUUGGCUGUUAAAACCUCAAAACGAUUUUGUGAAAUAGCCUUCAAACACGGUGUGAGCUUAGAGGUUCAAAACCCUCAUGACUUCUGUGUUACAAAAGUAGAGUUCAAUGAUCGCUUCUUGCCAAAAGGGCACAUACGCAAUAAGAAUACGACAGUACAUAAUCAUGCUGAUAUUGGCAGAAUUGGCAAUCUACAUAAUUGUACUGCAUCUAACAAAAAUUACCGUCUGUUUGAUUUGUAA